This is a messenger RNA of Linderina pennispora, 1286 nucleotides long. RefSeq lists its product as uncharacterized. Gene Ontology annotation, molecular function: magnesium ion binding; 3-methyl-2-oxobutanoate hydroxymethyltransferase activity. Gene Ontology annotation, biological process: pantothenate biosynthetic process. Bases 120 to 1199 code for a protein of 359 amino acids. NCBI's taxonomy places the organism in Eukaryota, Fungi, Kickxellomycota, Kickxellomycetes, Kickxellales, Kickxellaceae. The transcript has 2 exons. The record is from RefSeq and is a predicted model, not a curated record. Gene Ontology annotation, cellular component: mitochondrion.
UAUUCGGCCCGCAUUGAUAAGCAGCCAUUUUUUGUUCACGCGAACCUGCACAACCUCCACCAGCAGUUCAGCCUUGAUUUUCCCAGAAAGAGUCACGCACACGCACAUAAUUAAGCAGAAUGGCUUUCCCACUUACCGCAGCUACUGCCAGAAAAUCGGCCCUGGGUAUGGCCGCGGCGCCGUACACCCGCAACCUACCCGCACUGCUUGGCAUGCGUGCAUACAGCGCACGGCCAAUCGCCCGUGACACCGCAGACCGUCCAAAGGUCACCGUGCAGACGAUCCGCAAGAUGUACAAAGACAAUAAGCCGAUCAGCAUGAUGACUGCCUACGACUACCCGACAUCCGUGGCAUGUGAGCGUGCGCAGAUCGAUAUGACGCUUGUCGGCGACUCCCUGGCUAUGGUAGCCCUGGGCCACACCGACACAUCCCAGAUCACCAUGGACGAGAUGGUGCACCACAGCAAGGCCGUGGCACGCGGCCAGCAGUCGUGCUUCCAGGUCGCCGACCUGCCCUUUGGCUCCUACCAGAACGACGAGGCGACUGCCGUCAACAAUGCCAUCCGCAUGGUCAAAGAGGGCCGCGCUGAGGCCGUCAAGCUGGAGAUUGGCCGGCGCGGCGCGCCCAAAAUCGACGCAAUCGUCAAUGGCGCUGGCAUCCCUGUCGUGGGCCAUAUAGGACUGACGCCGCAGACUGCCGUGGCGCUGGGCGGGUUCCGCGUGCAAGGCAAGUCGGUGGCCAAGGCGCAGGCCCUGGUCGACGAUGCGCUGGCUCUGCAGCAGGCCGGGUGCUUCGCCAUGGUGCUCGAGGCGAUGCCGUCGCUGGUUGCUGAGACGAUCACCAAGCUGCUGCGAAUCCCGACUAUUGGCAUUGGCGCUGGCUCAGCCACCUCCGGCCAGGUCUUGGUGCUAUCAGACAUGGUCGGGUUCUUUGACCGGUUCACGCCCAAAUUCUGCCAGAGCUAUGCUGAUCUGGGUCCGCGCAUGGCCGAUGCCAUCCAGGAGUAUGAUGUGGAUGUGAAGAGCCGCCAGUUCCCUGUCGAGGGCAUCCAUACGUACGCAAUGCCACCUGUUGCUGAGGAGAGGUGGCGGGAGCACGUGCAGAAACAGUUCGGGCUUGAGCUCAGCGGGCUUACAAGCGGUGGCCAUCAGCCAGCAGAGCCCAAGCCCAUGGCAGCUGCUACCACGACUGGCAUCUAACGCAUUUCUCUAAAUUUGUACUCCCUAUUCGAUACCAGAAAUGGCAAAUCUCCGAAUGUUUCCCAGAGAUCCUCGCUUCCCACAACG